CAUUUGGGGGAUAUCUGUACUGUCCUGACAUUUGGGGGAUAUCUGUACUGUCCUGACAUUUGGGGGGAUAUCUGUACUGUCCUGACAUUUGGGGGAUAUCUGUACUGUCCUGACAUUUGGGGGAUAUCUGUACUGUCCUGACAUUUGGGGGAUAUCUGUACUGUCCUGACAUUUGGGGGAUAUCUGUACUGUCCUGACAUUUGGGGGA
Molecule: messenger RNA, 208 nt
Organism: Staurois parvus
Lineage: Eukaryota; Metazoa; Chordata; Amphibia; Anura; Ranidae
Source: the annotation of a GenBank genome assembly